Molecule: messenger RNA, 3993 nt
Organism: Amoebophrya sp. A120
Lineage: Eukaryota; Dinophyceae; Syndiniales; Amoebophryaceae
Source: the annotation of a GenBank genome assembly
AGAUCGUCAGUCAUCAAGGUUAGGCUUUUAAUAUUUUUCUUUUGUUCCGACGAGAAAUUCGCAUUUGUUUUCUUUUGUUCCGACGUGUUGUGCAUCUUGGAGUCUUCCCGCACGAAGCCAGGUCAUGAUUUUCCGUGCGCGUUCAAAGUAAGAUUUGAAUCUAUGAUGACUCUCAACCUGCUCAUGAGAUCUGUUCGAUGGUGGAGUUAGCUUAAUGUGAAAUGAUGGACCAACAUCUCGCGAUGAGGACGACGUCGCCGUCUUUGGUCUACGAGGAUGGGAAUCGGUUCAGUCCCCAAUCCUCUCGUUGUCGAGGUGAGAAUCUUUCCGGCCACAGAGAAGACCUUCCGUUGCUUACGAGUCUGGAGCUGGACGCGAGGAGAAAUGAGGAUAUUAAAAGGACGAUCUCAUUAUCAUCAACUCCGUCUUCGUCUUCCACAAAUCCAAGUCCGUUCACGACUGUUCCGCUAGGCAAACGCCUGACUCCGCCGGCUCCGGGCCGUUGCUCUCCUCGUGGCAUGGCAGGAAGACAGGUUGCCAAGUUUCUCUUUUUCAGCGCAACAUCGACGCAGCAGAUACUCCACGCUGCCUGUAAAGCGGAGGAUACCGUUGCAUCCGCGGUGUUGAGUGGGGCUUUUGUUGACACGACGACGAACCGACAAACCACGCAAAAUCUUCGCGGAACGGCAACAAAUAUAGGAACACCGGUGGAAUUGGCGCAAGGUCAAAGCUCUACUGGCGCGGACACGACGAAUAUCAACGGGGGAGUGGUGAACCUUGACAAAAGUCCUGUAACGUCAGAGCAGCCUGGUCCACUGCAGCAGGGCGAUAGUACUCGUGGUGUUGCAGAAGCUAGUACAGGAAAUGUUGACGACGGUCUGUCAUCGCAUCUGCAGCAAACACAAGCGCCUGGUGAGGAGAACGUGGUUGACGGCACAUCGAACACUCUAACCACGUCCGGCCCUCCCGGUCCCUCUUCAGGGGUAGCAACAGCAACGGAUGACGGCAGCGGCUCCUCUUCUUCAAGUAGCAGCACAGGAGCCGUCGCUUCGGGCGACGCGGCUGGUGACAAAAAGAUAGGACUUCCAGUGUCGCCGUUACUGCACUCGUCCUCUGCAACGUCGUCCGGAGCAAAUAACGCAAACGGUAAUAAUGCUGCGAAAGGCGAGCAACUUUCGAACGCGUUUUCGGCUGCCGGAUCAGCUGCACUGAAUUCCCCGCAGAUGCAACAGGACGGCUUCGUAACGAAAUUUAUCGCGAACAUCGCGCUGCUGUCUUCCGUGGCGCUAAUGUUAUCCCCGGCACAGUUUUUCUACCAGCUUGUGAUAACGCGCGGCGAAAAUAUCAAACAGAGUCGAAAGCAGCUGAUUCUCCUGCUCCCCUACCUGCUUCUUUGGGUAUCAGCGAUGCUGUGGGCGACCUGGGCGUACCUAGACAGCCGCCCGGAGAUUUUCCAACUGCAGUGUCUGGGUGCAGUGGUCUACGGCUUCUACGUUGUGAUCUUCUGCUGCGGCGCCACCGCCGCACAGAAGGGACAAAUCCAGUCCGUCGUCGCAGGGACAAUGGCACUUGUUUCCUUUACCAGCCUGCAGGGAGCGUGUGUCAUGGAUCCGAAACAUAGUACCACUUCUCGUUAUCUUGAUCUACGUAAAACGACUUGCUGUGUGUAGUACGAGUACCUACUUGAAACCAUAUUUAUUUUUAUAGAAGAAUCAAACUGAGCCUGAUUCAGGCUCAGGUCUUUUUGAAAGCCAGCGAAAGACUACGACGAUGUCGGCACCAUCUCUGCUUGAUGCUAGUGGAGCAAAGAUUUUGUGAAAAUCAAAUUUAUCGCAAUUCGACACCCAGGUAAAUUUCUCUUCGCCUACUCCGCCCUGAGCUUCCAAAUUCUGUUGUACAUGGUUCCGUUUAUCCAGCUUGCAGACGUCGUUCGCACCGGCGUGGUGGCGGUUUUUCCUUUGCCGCUUUGCUUUGUCUCCAUGAUGUCUUCUUUUUUGUGGACCUACUACUCGUGGAUCAAAUGGAGCCCCGCGUUUUGGUACUCUUCGUAUUUUUCAUGGUUUGAAAAUUAUGAGCAAGUCGCUUUACAACUUACUACAGAUCAUGAGCAAGUCUAACAUAAAGAUCGUCCCUACACCAGCCGACUUGGUGUUGAAUGAACGUGGGUGUUUCGCUAUCGCGCCCGCAUUUGCAGUGUGUGUGUGUGUGUGUGUGUUUUUUUCUGAUAUUCUACCAUUGCAAACAAUUUGCAUACACAGGGCCGCGUCCCUCGCGGGUUUUGUCUUCAACGGGAUGCAGGUUUCCGUCGUUCUCUACAUUCAAUGGAAAUACGGCAAAUCCAUCGUGGACUCCUGCAAGCUUGAAGCGCCGAUAGCCAACGGCCGGCUCCCGUUUCUCAUGCAGCACGGGUACCAGAUCGAUCUGCGAAAGGCUCGGAGCAUGCGUUCGCAGUUUCGGAGUAAGAUGGGCACGACCAUAAAGGCGGAGGAUCACGUUUUCUACAACCAACACCUACACUCCGGGGAUCUGCAUUAUGGAUGUGUCAGGUUUGAAAUCGUCAGAGUUGAAAUAGUUUGCAAUGCAUAAAAUGGAUGCCAGUUGGAGCCCAGUUUUCAAGUGGCGCAUGACAAGUUUUCGCGGUGCCUAAAUCCAGUUUGUAAUGCUGUUUGGGUAAGGAAGACGCCUUUUGUCAUGCUACUUAAGCAGCUGUAUUCCUACCCCUCAACAGGCUUGCAAUCUGCCUCCCUUGCCUACUCUGCAAGACAGGAACUUUGCGGGUUGCAUUUUAUGCAUCACAAAUUAUUUCAACUUUGACGAUUUCAAUCCUGACGCUUCCAUAUGCAUCCUCUCGGCAGUCGCGUGGGCGACGGGAGCGUGCUGAUCGACCACGGAAUGACGGGCCAGGAAAUUACGGAAACUGGGUUCGGUAUGGAAGCGUCAGGAUUGAAAUCGUCAAAGUUGAAAUAAUUUCUCACGCAUAAACUGCAAGGCAUGAAGUGCCUCUCUUGCAGGGACCGCAAGUGAGGCCGACUGUCAGCCUGUUUGGGGUCUGCGGUAGAGCUGCUGAAGUAGCAUGACAAAAGACGCCUUCUGUCCCAAAACAGCAUGACAAACUGGAUUUAGACGCGGCCGGCAUUUGUCAUGCACCGCUUGAAAAUUGGGCUUCCAACUGGUAUCGAUUUUAUGCAUUACAAGUUAUUUCAACUUUGUCGAUUUCAAGCCUGACACUCCCAUAUCCGGAGGCGGGACCGGCAAAGGGGGAGGCACAGGCGGGAAAAAUGGUGGGGCUGCCACUGGAGGCUCGAAACCGGGAGAGAGGACGCGACUGCUACACGCAACCCGCUUGUAAAAAGUUGACAUUGAUUUUUGAACAAGUGAACACAGGCGCUGAGUUGUAUGUCAUCGACAAUAUUUUUUAAGAAGAGCGACGGCGUCCUCCUGUGAUCGUGGCGACGUCAACUGGUUCGAAAGAAGAUCGAGAUGACCACAUUGAAGCGCUGCCAAUUGGCCUUGUAUGCCUUCUCAAUAAGUGAAGACGUAACUGCUUGUCCCUUAGGUUACUACUGACGAGCCCAAAUGUGAUGAAAUUGAAGGACGAUUUCCACCGCCAUCUUCAUGUAGCUUCAAGCUUGUAAAAAUUAAGAUUGUAAACGACUUCUUCCGAUGUUUGAAUUCGUACUCCAAUCAAUCCAAUAGUUUUCAUGUACAAGAAGAGGGUGGGCGAGCUCUAACCUAAUGUGUAAACAAACGACCAAGACAUAAUUUAGUAUUUCGAAGAAAGAGAAAGACAAAAAACUGCCUUGCUUUUUCUCGAAAGCAUUAAACCACGGCCAGCGGAGUAUGAUUUUAAGCAGGACCACCGUUGUCGUUUUGUCUUGGCCUGUUGCGUGCUUCUUAUUUUGUUGCCGUCGCAUCAAACGAACGCGGCGCGCUAGAGAAAAAGCUGUGUGUCUCCUGAUCGUGUUGCUUCUGGACCCGUAGAAAGCAAAAUCG